Messenger RNA from Phycodurus eques (leafy seadragon), 1172 nucleotides. RefSeq names its product FRA10A associated CGG repeat 1 (gene fra10ac1). Bases 61 to 1056 code for a protein of 331 amino acids. Gene Ontology annotation, molecular function: phosphatase activity. Lineage: Eukaryota; Metazoa; Chordata; Actinopteri; Syngnathiformes; Syngnathidae. Gene Ontology annotation, biological process: dephosphorylation. The record is from RefSeq and is a predicted model, not a curated record. The transcript is spliced from 14 exons.
AUCAAGCGACGUCCAUUUUGUAAACAUUACAACAGCUCGACUGGCGUUGUCAAUGCGAAUAUGGAUAAUCUCGUCAAAGUGCAUGGUGGUGGUGCCAACUACGAUUCAGAUUUCAGUGACGAUGAGACACAAGGAGAGACCUCAGAAAGCAGACUUAAAAGGAAACAUGAAGAGGAAAUUUUACAGAAGCCAUUCGGGAAAGAUCGACACUCUCAGGUGGCUCACCGCACCUUUCACUCCAAUGAACUGGACAGAGAGGAAGCCAGGAAUAGAAGAGCCCACUUGAUAUCACUGACUGCUUUUGAGCGACAUAAGAAGUUUGUCGGCGACUACAUACUUUAUUAUGGAGGACAUAUGGCCGACUUCAAACGCUCCGUAGCCAAAGACAAAACAGACUCAGAUGUUCUACGUGAGAAUCAUCGUUUCCUCUGGAGGGACGAAGAUGAAGAGGACAUGACGUGGGAGAAGGAAUUGGCGAAGAAGUAUUACGACAAGCUGUUUAAGGAGUACUGCAUAGCUGAUCUCAGUCGAUACAAAGAAAACAAGUUUGGAUUCCGCUGGAGGACAGACAGCGAGGUUGUCUCGGGCAAAGGUCAGUUCCAGUGUGGGAACAGACGCUGCGAGAAGCAGGAAGGCCUAAAAAGCUGGGAGGUGAAUUUUGCCUAUGUGGAACAGGGCGAGAAGAGGAAUGCGUUGGUCAAACUGCGUCUUUGCCCGGAAUGUUCUUUCAAACUCAACUACCACCACAAACGGAAAGAGGUGAAAGCACAGAAGAUGUUAAGGAAAGUACCAGAAGAGAACCAGGAGCCAUCGCAGAAAAAGACAAAGAAGAAAUCAUUGUCACGCUCCAAGAAGCACAAACACCGGAGGCACAGGGAACGAUCCAGCUCCUCCAGCAGCUCGGAGGAGUCGCAGGGCAAAGAUGACUUGCUUCCAAUAAAUGCCUACAUUGGCAGAAUCUCAACCAGAGGACGAGCCCGAGUGUCAGAGCGAGUCGGACCAUUGGCGAGGACCGGCACCGGCAGUGGAGGAAAAGUCAAGGGAGGAAGAGUUUGACGACUACUUUGAAGACUUAUUUCUCUAAACGGCGACAUGGCGGGCAGCAGCGUCGCCGCAAUCAAGUAUUUUGUGUAUUUUUGACUGGUGCAUAAAUAAAACCAAUUUCAACGUCA